Molecule: messenger RNA, 1926 nt
Organism: Durio zibethinus
Lineage: Eukaryota; Viridiplantae; Streptophyta; Magnoliopsida; Malvales; Malvaceae
Product: protein BZR1 homolog 1-like
Biological process (GO): DNA-templated transcription; brassinosteroid mediated signaling pathway
Molecular function (GO): DNA-binding transcription factor activity
Source: RefSeq, a predicted model, not a curated record
CAGCCUACCUAAAUUCAUAGGCUUCAACUGCACAUAGCCAAUCCUUUAUUUUAUAUCACUUUCUAUGUAAGAGUACUUUAUUCAUGAAAGUGUGAAAACAAAAUAGAAAAGAGGGGCUGAGAGAGAAGAAUCUACGGGAAGCAAACAGUGGAAAAGCGUUUUCUCUUCAUUGGAACAAACAGACUUCCAAGUUCAACGAUCAAGAAAGCAAUAUCCUCGUGAGAGAGAGAGAGAGAGAGAGAGAGAGAGAGAGAGAGAGACUUGUCCCCUUUGUGUCUAUCUUUGGACUUGGCCCAAUUCUCUUUCUCUCCUUAAUGCAACGAUUACUUCUUCUUCCGGUAGAUAACAUACAGCUUGAAGCUCGAAACAAAAAGCAAAGGUCUUUGAAAGAGAAAAAAAAACAAAAACAAAAAAUAUGACUGGGGCAUCAGGGAGAUUACCAACCUGGAAAGAGAGGGAAAAUAACAAGAGGAGAGAACGGAGAAGAAGAGCUAUAGCUGCAAAAAUAUACUCUGGGCUUCGAGCUCAAGGUAAUUUUAAGCUUCCUAAACAUUGUGAUAACAACGAGGUCUUGAAAGCUCUUUGUUCUGAAGCUGGUUGGAUCGUUGAAGAAGAUGGCACCACUUAUCGCAAGGGAUGCAAGCCACCUCCAUCUGAGCUUGCAGGGGCCUCAGCAAACAUCAGUGCAUGUUCAUCUAUACAACCAAGUCCACAGUCCUCAUCUUUCCCAAGUCCUGUACCUUCCUACCAUGCCAGUCCAUCCUCCUCCUUAUGCCCGAGCCCAACUCGUUUCGAUGCAAAUCCCUCAACCUACCUCCUUCCAUUCCUCCGCAACAUUGCAGCCAUCCCUAAUAAUCUCCCUCCUCUUAGAAUAUCUAAUAGUGCUCCCGUAACCCCUCCCCUUUCUUCCCCUACUUCUAGAGGAUCUAAGCCCAAAGCUGACUGGGAAUCCCUUUCCAAUGGCUCCCUAAACUCGUUUCGCCACCCUCUUUUCGCUACCUCAGCUCCAUCUAGCCCCACAAGGCGGCAUCACCGCACACCAGCCACUAUACCGGAAUGUGAUGAGUCUGAUGCCUCAACUGUGGACUCUGGUCGCUGGAUGAGCUUUCAGGCAGUGGCAUCCACAGCAGCUGCAGCUCCUCCUUCGCCUACUUUCAAUCUUGUGAAAAGGGUGGUUCAACAGAAUCCUCUCCAGGAUGGUGUCACUGGGCAUGGAGGGGUGACCUGGGGGACAGUAACAGAGAUGGGGAGAGGCUCUGAGUUUGAGUUUGAGAAUGGUAGAGUGAAACCUUGGGAAGGUGAGAGAAUACAUGAGAUUGGUGUGGAUGAUCUGGAACUUACACUAGGGACUAGCAAGACCUGUGCAUAAGUGUGAUCUCGAUCAGUUCAUUGUGCAUUCUCAUAUUUCUCGGUUCCUUGUGCCAUAUUCGAAGUCUUCUAUGAGUUCAUGCAUUGCUCAGAGAUCAUCAUUCCUUUACUUGCCAUGGCAUAUCUCUUUCACAUGUGAACAGUUUUGAGCCCAAGGGGACUUUACAAGAUCUAAAAAGUUAAGCCUAAUAUUGCAUUUCAUUGCCUAAGAAGGAAUUUACAGGCCGGGAGGACACUACAAGUUCAAUCUUUCAAGUUGUAUGAAAGAAAGACUCUGGCAAUCUAGAAAUUUAGGGGUUUCUAUAAAACUUGUUCCCCUUUCAAUGUUUAUGUUUACAAUUUUCUUAUAAAUUCUUCAUUUAUCUUAUGGUUGAUAGGAUUCUAUUUUGUCAGAUAGAGAGAUUGUGUUCAUUUUCUAGUUUGCAAAUCAAAAGGAUUUAUCAAUCCUUUGAUGAAAACACAAACUUAGAAUUUCAAAGGCAGCAAUUACUACUAUUUUUACUCACUACUAGUACCAGAUAUCUUGAUGGAAAUUGAUCCCUGAUUCCUGCUCUUUCA